Molecule: messenger RNA, 1264 nt
Organism: Caenorhabditis elegans
Lineage: Eukaryota; Metazoa; Nematoda; Chromadorea; Rhabditida; Rhabditidae
Gene: F58F6.6
Product: G_PROTEIN_RECEP_F1_2 domain-containing protein
Exons: 8
Coding region: 128-1123 (331 amino acids)
Source: RefSeq, marked reviewed
UUUCAGCUGUCUCUCCUUUUUAACCACGGCGUCACAGGAAAAUUCUUGAAUUUCCAAAAAUAUAUAAUUUCCUUCAAGUUUCCUCUUGGACGUAAUUUGAAAAAUUCAAUAAAAGUGCAUUUUCAAUAUGGAAAAAAGACUUGAAGGGCCUAUGCGAGAGCUCCUCUUGGAUAUUUCCGACUCUGAAAAAAAUUGGCUUUACUAUUCAGUGGUAUCAUUUUUUGUUGUGUCUACAAUUGGUGCAACUAUAUUGACAAUGUCUUUUUUAGUUUUAUCAAUACUUUUGUGGAGACAUUUCAAAUCGAUGAGAUUCUUCUGGUUUCUAACUCAAUUAACAACAUCAGCUUUUGUAAUUUCUGCUGCAAAUUUGUUCAUCAACAUUCCAGCUGCACUAUCUUUAUUUUCGAAAGAAGUAACACAAUCACGAAUGUUUUAUUUUGUGUCUUAUCUAAUCGAUUUUUGUCAUUACUCUAUUCUUUUUUCAAAUUUGGUAAUUGCCGUCCAACGUGCUUUUGUAUUUUUUCUCCGGAAUUUGACGGAUAGGUUCUUCGAGUCAAAAGUUAUAUAUAUUUGGAUUUCAAGUAUCUACAUAUUUGCUUUUGGUGUGGAAUAUGCAUUAAUGUCUUCAAAUUGUCAAUAUCGCUUUGGUGAACUUGCUAGAAAAUACCAAUUGAUUUGUGAAACAACCAAUUAUGCAAAUGUCGUUAUCACAAUGACAACCCCUACCGAAGUUCAACUUAUGGAAACUAUGCUUCAAAUUUUCCUUCCUUUGUCUAUACUUAUCAUAUAUAUUGCCAUAACUGUCAAAAUAAUAUAUAUGAAAGGCAGCACACUGAGCAAAAACGAAACUCUGAUAUUAAAGCAAGCUAUUUUUGUAUUUUUAAUUUUUCAAGCAUCGUCUUGUGUGUUUUUAUUUGCUCAAUCUGUUCAAAUUACAAAUGUUGGAGCUUUUUUAGUCAAGCGUUUUGUAAAUACGAUGGAAAUACUUGCCGGUGCAGCCACACCUUCAUUUUUCUUUUUCACAUCGAAAGAAAUACGGAAACUUGUUUCCACUAGAGUUUCAGCUGUCAGCUCACAAGGACCGUCGAACAUACAAGUUAGAGCUGCGAGAACUUUGGAGUGAAACAAACAACAUAAUAUUGACGAACUUCCCCUCGGAAAUAUUCUGAUGAAAGUCGCGUUUUUUUAAAUGUUUUCCUUGAUUCAAUCUGACUUUUUCUGUUUAUAAAACUCAAUUUUUCUGUGUAUAAACUUUAUGUACUUA